CCUCCCAGCUCCGCGUUUAUCCAACUCCUCCGACACAUACUGGGAGCAGCUUUUAUAAGACGUGUGUAAAAUAUGGAGGCUUUGUAGUGAAGUGACGGGAUUAUAGACGCUGGAUACUUCCUCCGCCACUCUUUCCCUCUGGACACUUGGACACUCCUUAAUUUUUGUUCGCUCGAUGUGGACCGAGUUCAGCAGGGAUCCCAGCAGACAGUCCCUGGUGGUUUGUGUAUAGGAAAUGGCAACUGCUCUCAGUGGCCGAAACCCUGGAGGACGAGGGCCGAACAGAAGUAAGGGUCGGAUUUUAGGCAUCAUCGAUGCAAUCCACGAUGCAGUGGGGCCGCCGAAACAAGCGGCUGCCGACCGGCGGACUGUGGAGAAAACCUGGAAACUCAUGGAUAAAGUUGUCCGCCUCUGCCAAAAUCCCAGACUCCAGCUGAAAAACAGUCCGCCAUACAUCCUGGAUAUCUUACCUGAUGCCUACCAGCACUUGCGGCUUACACUGGGCAAAUAUGAAGAGAACCAGAGACUCACACAGCUCAGUGAAAACGAGUAUUUUAAAAUCUACAUCGACAGCCUUAUGAGGAAAUCCAAACGGGCCAUCAGACUCUUUAAAGAGGGAAAGGAGAGGAUGUAUGAGGAGCAGUCACAGGACAGGAGGAACCUGACCAAGCUGUCUCUGAUCUUCAGCCACAUGCUGGCUGAAAUCAAAGCCAUCUUUCCCGGAGGACAGUUCCAGGGGGACACUUUCAGGAUCACCAAAGCUGAUGCCGCUGACUUCUGGAGGAAAUUUUUUGGAGAAAAGACAAUAGUGCCGUGGAAAGUAUUCCGACAGUGCCUUCACGAAGUGCAUCCCAUCAGCUCAGGCCUGGAGGCCAUGGCUCUCAAAUCCACCAUCGACCUCACCUGCAACGACUACAUCUCUGUGUUUGAGUUCGACAUUUUCACACGCCUCUUCCAGCCGUGGGGAUCAAUUCUGAGGAACUGGAAUUUCCUGGCGGUGACACACCCUGGCUACAUGGCCUUCCUUACAUAUGAUGAAGUCAAGGCCCGACUGCACAAGUACAUCAACAAGCCUGGCAGUUACAUCUUCAGACUGAGCUGUACACGGCUGGGCCAGUGGGCCAUUGGCUAUGUGACUAAUGAUGGCAACAUACUGCAGACCAUCCCCCACAACAAACCGCUGUUCCAGGCCCUCAUUGAUGGCUACAGAGAGGGCUUCUACUUGUUCCCCGAUGGUCGCAGUUACAAUCCUGACCUCACUGGUUUAUGUGAGCCGACGCCUCAUGAUCACAUCAAAGUGACACAAGAGCAGUAUGAGCUGUACUGUGAAAUGGGCUCCACCUUCCAACUCUGUAAGAUCUGCGCUGAGAACGACAAAGACGUCAAGAUUGAACCCUGCGGUCACCUCAUGUGUACUUCCUGUCUCACAGCCUGGCAGGAAUCGGAUGGUCAGGGUUGUCCAUUCUGUCGUUGUGAGAUCAAAGGCACAGAGCCCAUCAUUGUUGAUCCCUUUGACCCAAGGAAUGAGGGCAACAAGUGCUUUUUCCUAGACCAACACAGCUGUCCCAUGCUGGAGCUGGAUGAUGAGGAAGACAGAGAGGACUGCCUGGUGAUGAAUGGACUGGCCAACAUCAGGAAGCACUGUGCAGAGCGUCAGAACUCGCCCAUGGUGUCUCCCAGCUCUUCACCUGUCAGCCAACACAGAAAAGUCCAGGGUGGAGACACCAGCCACUGUGUCCAGCACCUCGGCCUUCCCCCAGUCCCGCCACGACUCGACCUCAUCCAGAAGGGUGCCAUCCGUUCCCCGUCUGCCAGUCCCACCGGCUCCCCGAAGUCAUCACCAGGCAUGUCCAGGAAACAGGACAAGCCUCUCCCAGCCCCGCCUCCUCCUCAGAGGGACCCACCUCCACCGCCUCCUCCUGAGCGUCCCCCUCCCAUCCCCCCAGAGUCGCGUCACUCUUGGCUCCCAGGUUCCUCCUCCUUAUCUUCUUCCAUCUCAUCUUCUACUGGCACGCUGUCAGACUCCCAGAUGCCCCCUGAGACACGAUGUCCCAAAGACAGCCACUUUGCAGAUGCCCACAGGACUGGAUCGGAGCACCCGCUCCAGCUGGAACCCAGCGGCCCCUCUCACCUUAACGGAAGACCGCUCAGUUGUCCAUCAGCUGGAUUUGGGAGGUUACAUCACAGAAUGGAGGGAGCAGGAACCUCAGAGAGCUCCAAGCCCUUCUCUAAUGGUGUGCAAGUCAGCGAUGAGUAUGACAUCCUUCCCUCACGGCACUCGCCAACGCAGUCCUCGCUUGCCUGUAGCCACAAACCUUCCAACCCUUUCAGCAGUCCUGUGAUAGAACGACAGCGGGGAGGGAUGGAGAGAGCGGAGGACGAUUACCAGAUCCCUUCAUCCAACCUCUGCCUGAGCCAGGCUCCCAUCUGCAUCUCUGUACCCAGCAGGCACUUGGAGAACGGCUCUCCAGAGCCCUCCAACGACGAGAAGAAGUCCCAGCCACCCGAGCCUGGUGGACACUCCGAGUCAGUCAGGGGCUUGGUCCCGCGGGUGCCACACACUGCCCCCUGCCCCUUCAGCGCCAACAAGAUACCCUCCGACUAUGACAUUCUGCUGCCUCCACAAGCAUUAGAAGACCCCUUCAACAGCCGCCCUCCGUCCCAGCCUCCUCCUCCACCAGCGCGGCACAGUUUCAUCGACCUCUCCUCCUCUUCUUCGUCCUCAUUCUGCAACUCCUCCACAUCCUCAUCCUCUGUCACUGCACGACCACACAGGCCCUCAUCUGGACACGAGCACUUGCUGUUAACCCCCGACACGGUGUUUGACAUGCUGAACAGUGCUGCUCCUCUGCCUCCAGUCAGACGACACACAGAACACGUUAAAGGCUCCAGAGGCUGCCUGGAGUACGACCAUUUACCAGCCAGUCAAGUAUCGAUGGACUGUUUGCAGGCCCCUGCCAGGCCGCCCAAACCACUGCCCAGAAAGAUCCCUCCGGACAUUCAGCCGAGCAAACCCCACAGUCUAGAGUCAGAGAACGUGGACGCCAAAAUUGCCAAGCUGAUGGGGGAGGGUUACUCUUUCGAGGACGUGAAGCGGGCACUGAUGAUCGCCCAGUACAAAGUGGACGUGGCCCGACACAUUCUGCGAGAGUUUGCCUUAGUGGCCCCGAGGCUGAACCUCUAGUCUUAGAGACAGUGAAAGGGGAGCACAACAAUGAAGCUGUGCCUCUGAAUGAACUGAACUAAAAGGGCUUCUUCAUUCUGCUCGGCCUGGGACUGUUGUAACUACAGUUAUCAACAGAAAUAUUUCAAGACACUUGCCUUUUGUUGCCGAACAGAGACGACGAUGCACAACAAAGUGGCUAAAACCAAAUCACAGUAGAACACAGAGAAUCAAAAAAAGGGAGAAAAGACCAUCUGUGAAUGAUUUAAACCUGUGAAAAAAAGAAACCAGGCUUGGUGUUGUUUACAGUGAGCUGUGCCGGUGCUGGCCUCUGGUUUUCAAACGCUCCUGUUUGUCUCCAGGCUUGGACUGUAUGCCUGUUUAAUGGCCUGAUCCUGCUACUGCUGCUACUGUUCCUUUCACAUCCUGCCACUCUCCUGAUUAGGUUUGAAGGGCCUUUCAAUAGAGCAAGACAUCUCUAGCUCUUUUUUAGCCGAACAUGCACAGCCAAUGUGUAGGGGUCAUUUUUAUUUACAACCAGUGGGGGGAGCCAGACUCCACCGUUUCUCUUCUCUAACUCCUUUUUUACUUUCCUCUCUACAUGUCUGCUAUUUCACCCACUCUCUGCUCUUCCUUCGUGUGUUGCCCAUUAGAGGAUACUCCAUUAUUUGCCCAAGGUCUGGCUGACUUGCAGGUCGUAACAAGGUGUGGUGAGUCAGGAGCAGUUAAAUGGAGCCAGAGGAUGCCUUAUUGAUUCACUUGUUUCCCUCAGACCUGGAGAAAACUGUGCGACAGCUCCAGACGAGCACUCUUGUUGGACUUGGUAUCUUAUUUGGACAAGAGGAGGGAAACAGGAAAAGGAUAGAAGGUUUAUUUUCUCCUUGUUUCUGUUUCAAGACUAGGGGAUUCAUCAGCUGGUGCUUUUUUUUUAACUUUCUUCAUCUGAGCACAGCAAGCCUAUGAAUGUAUUCAUUCUGUUUGAGUGAGCUACACCUUUGUACACUGAGCUCCUCUCAGGCCCCCAUCUUGCCCUUUAAUGACUAAGUGGUGGAAAUGUUUAAUGUUUGUGGAAUUCUCUUAAUUUCUCCAUGACAAAAGCCAGAGUGCCUGCAUUUCAGCUCAAGCAUUUAAAUGACAGGAGUGAGCCAGACGUCGCUGAUAGAGACGAUGUGCUCUGCAGCCGCCUGUCGCCACUUCAAUUACACAGCCAUCAUGUGCUGAAAAUGUCCACAUUCCCCACGUGUCUGAGGAAUCGCUGUCAGUCUGAUUUGCAGUAAUUAUGCAUCUUCUCUGUGGGGUUAUAGUGUGAAUACAGCAGAGACGAACAGAGUACUGCAGAGCAUUCAAACACUGAGAUGAGUCAUAUGCACCUUCACAGUGCAGUAGCGUGAAGUUAAAAGCCCCUUAACCCAGAAUCUGGAAUCAGGUGUAUUUCUCCAUAAUGACUGCAAGAUAUCUCACUAGUGCAAAUAUUGGGUUUGUUCAAAUGCAAAAUUAUUUUUUAUCCUUUUUCCUUUUCAGAGCAGUAUGCAAGCUGUUGGCAGAUCUGUGACAGAUCUGUUAGGGGUGCAGUUUGCAAUAAGACAGGGCUAUGUUUACCCGGCUGUUGUUCUCAUACUAAUUAAAGGAUAAUUAGAGUUUGCAAUUUGGGAUUUAAUUUUAUUCUUUUGACCAUUGGUUAUGGUAACAUUGUAUUCACCAAAAUAAUUGUUCAGACCUGGAUCUAGGAACACUGUGACAUCAAUACAUUUCUACAGAUGAGGACAAACUUUUUUUGUUUCUUCCUCCACAUAAGUUUGUCUAACCUGGGGAUUUGUUUAAAACAUGUCUGGAUCCUCCCGUUUAUUUCCCAGUUUGCAACCCAGUUGCAUGAAAAAGUAUUGGCACUGUACGUUUCUGCAAACCACGGAUAGAUUACAUUUGUAUGUUAUUAUGUGUCCAGUAGCCCUUUUAACACAAACAUAGUGCUACAGGGCCGCCAUGAAGUCCCUUUUUCACGCAGUUUUACACAGAACCAAACAACAGCAGCAUCAUGCAGCUCCACUGUGUGAUUUUAGACAGCAUGCCAGCAGCAUCAGCCUCCAGUGUGGUGUAUAAUAUAUGCGUCGACAGUGGCAUAACAUGGUAAUGACAAUCAUUUACCAUCCCUGUUAUAUGGCGGCUGAUCCUGUCCUCUGCUUGGAGGAGCUCUCAACCUCUUCUUUGAGUUAGCUGCUAACUGCUGUUAGUAGUUUUUUCUCCCAGCAGUGUGUUGCACACAUAACACACUGUCGAAACAUCACACCAAUCCGGUCCAUGGUCCCACCCUACCAGCUGUUCUUUUUUUACACAGACGUCAAUUUGGUGCUGUUACCAUCCCCUUUGCUUGUUUAAAUGUGAGACAACUCUGUCCCCUCAUUCCACAAUUGUAUCUUUUAUACAGAAUGGCGAGGCAGAAUAACAACGUGAAAUUCCCAUCUUGAACAGGCAGUGCAAAAGGGGUGAUUGAAACUUUACAUUUCAACAGCACUGCAGUUAACACAUGGUUAUGUUUAGGCACAAAAGCCACUUGGUUGUGGUUAGAUACCCACUUCUGAUGGCACAAUCCCCGCUGGAAACACAGCAAUGUCUCUGUAGAAAAACAGCUGCUUUUCGUCACUAUUCCCAGUGGAAAUAGUGAUGACUCGAUAAAAAACAACAGGUGUUGUUUGUUCGUCUACAACAGUGGUCUUGCCUGACAAGCUAUAGACCACACCAUCCACCAUCCCCUCCACCUCCAGAUGACAAAGUCAGCUCAUAUAAUAAUGAUUAAUUAUGACGUUGAUAUGAUACAUAUGAAAUGUCCAAAUGUAACAUGGUUGUGGUUUGCCAAGAUGUACAAUGCAAACAUUUUCUACUACUACUACUACUUUCUGCCACAUGGGCAGCAAUCCGUUGUCUUUUUAACGAGGGUUGGGUUUCCAGAUCUCAGCAAUUUGAUGAUACAGUGUUCUCCUUACUGAUAAAAACCUAUAUUAUUCUGGUUAGGUCUUUCAUUAAGUUUACUACCUGUAAAAUUUAAAAUGUGAUGACUGAUGACCUCUUGAGACCCUGUAGUAUUUGCAUCCAUAACAGUCGGCACUUCUUCACUGGUUACAGCUAGAUUAUUUAAGAAAAGCUAUUUUAACAAAUUUUAACGGAGAAUUUAUUGUCUGUGAAACAUUGGGCUAACAGAGGUAAACAUUUUAUCUACUGGAGUGUAAAUAGAUGGGUAGAGUGGAUCUUUUCUUCUUGAAAGUACAAUGUGAUAUGUCAAUAUGAUAUGGUAUGUCAUCCUAACUAAUGUAUACCAGGACUGUAGUAACUUUUAUUAUAUUAACAGCCGAUGCAGCAAGCUGAGCUAGGAACCUUGAGACUGUGCAGCAUGUGGGUCUGUGUGUUUCUGAACGAACAAGCAGAGGAAGACCGGGAGAUCCCUUUGUCUGUUUGUACUGAGGUCCCCCCUUUGUGCCUUGAGCUAGACCACAGUGUACCCAGGGACGAGCCGAGUAAACACAGCGACACACAGCACUGACCCAUUUUCACCUCCACGCUCUCAUUUUUUCUGCAGCCAUUACUAUGCUAGCAAAAUUCAUUUGAGAUGAUGUAUUGUAGUUUUCCUAAUAGAGGAGCCUUAGAGUGUUGAAUGAUGAGGUCUCACACAGUGUUCCUGGUUAAAGAUCGAAUAGUCUGGCUGCAAAAUUGGAAAUGAAAAGGUUCAGCUGGAACGUUCGGAUAAUACAGCAGGAGAAAAUGAUGAUUCCUGUCCUUAAUGACACAGCUCACUAACUUUUUUUAUUUUUUACAUCCACUUCUAUUCACAGAGUGAGAGUGUGAAA
Messenger RNA from Epinephelus lanceolatus (giant grouper), 6999 nucleotides. It is a transcript of the gene cblb, whose product is annotated as Cbl proto-oncogene B, E3 ubiquitin protein ligase. Lineage: Eukaryota; Metazoa; Chordata; Actinopteri; Perciformes; Serranidae. Gene Ontology annotation, molecular function: ubiquitin protein ligase activity; calcium ion binding; SH3 domain binding. Gene Ontology annotation, biological process: cell surface receptor signaling pathway; negative regulation of epidermal growth factor-activated receptor activity. Gene Ontology annotation, cellular component: plasma membrane; membrane raft. The record is from RefSeq and is a predicted model, not a curated record.